This is a messenger RNA of Alnus glutinosa, 891 nucleotides long. RefSeq lists its product as uncharacterized. The coding region runs from base 157 to 609 and encodes 150 amino acids. The transcript is spliced from 2 exons. NCBI's taxonomy places the organism in Eukaryota, Viridiplantae, Streptophyta, Magnoliopsida, Fagales, Betulaceae. The record is from RefSeq and is a predicted model, not a curated record.
CAGCUAGGAGCUUAAUUAAGUAGUAUAAUAAAGUUUAAACCCCAUGGGAAAAAGAGAGGAGCCAAAGCAAACGCACGCGCCCACACACAAAAUUCUCCUUUUCAAUUUGCUCAUUUCCUGUGAAUUAGGGUUAGGGUUUGCGAGAUCAUCGAGCGCAUGGCCAGCACGAUCCCGGAACCGUCGCAGCCACCGUUGGAGCAGAGCGAUGCGAAGCCGGCGCUGAGGAAGCCCGAGUUCAAGAAGGUGGAGCAGUUGAAGCCCAGCACAACCGGCCACACGCUCACUGUCAAUGUCAUUAGCUCCAACACCGUCUUGGCCAAGGGCCGAUCCGUCUCCCACCAUCUUCGCCAGACCCGGAUCGCCGAGUGCGUCGUCGGGGACGACACCGGCACCAUCGUCUUCACCGCCCGCAACGAGCAAGUGGAUCUGAUGCAGCCUGGUGCGACAGUUAUUCUCCGCAAUGCAAAGAUUGACAUGUUUAAGGGAUCUAUGAGGCUAGCAGUAGACAAAUGGGGUCGUGUUGAGGUGACUGAGCCUGCAGAAUUUGUUGUCAAGGAGGAUAACAAUCUUUCUCUAGUUGAAUAUGAGCUGGUGAGUGUUGAUGAGUGACAGAGAUCUUUUGGCAGCUGAUAUUUUGAUAUAAAGAGUAGCUUCAGAAUUUUUAAGGUUGUGAUGAUUUGUCCUAAUUCCUAGUAAAUGUGGUUGUCUUAUCAAUUGGAAUCUGUAAUUUGGUGUUGGCAUGCAGAUGUCUUCUGGAACUAGUUUUCUUUUCUUUUAAUAUGACUACCAUGACAAGUAGGGCUUUGUUAGGUAUUGGCAGGUACAGUUGGACCCUGCUUAAGCUGGAAAUUUGAACAAGUGUUUAAUGAUUAAAGAUCUUUCCUUCUUUCU